CUUCUCCUUUGGAGAGCUCAUAGCUGGGUGUGCUGACGAGCUGAGACACUAGUGUCUCACAGUGGCUCCUCAGCAUCCAGUCUGUCACCCUAGACUUGGGCUCACUUAUCCAUUCUAGCUCUCUGACAGGAAAUACCAGAAAGAUAAUGACCUAGAGGCCAAAGAGCUGUUAUUUUGCAGAAUUUUGAAACCUCAGAAAAAUUCUGUGGAAUUCAGAACUUUUUUCUCAAGGGUGUCUUCUGAUGCUUGUGAAGACAAUGUCGAAAACUCUGUUGCUGCGCUUGUGCGUGCUCACAGGUGUGCUGUUCUUUGGUCAUCUCCCAAAACUUGAAGCUCAGGAAGCCCAAGAAUCAGCUGACCUUGUACUCUUAAUUGAUGGAUCAGAGAACAUUGGAGCUGCCAACUUCCGUCUCGUCCGUGAUUUGGCUCUCCGAGUGAUCGAAGAGCUUGAUGUGGGCAGGGACUUGAUCCGGGUAGCCCUGGUGAUCUAUGGUGCUGACCCAGAGAUAAAGUUCUAUCUCAAUAGCUAUGAUGACAAAGGGGACAUCCGGAAUGUUGUACAAGGGCUUAAUUUCAUCGGUGGAGCUGAUUCUAAUCUGGGGGCAGCUCUGGAGAAGGUGACCGAGAGUUUGUUGAGCCCAGAGGCAGGGGGCAGGGCAGAGGAAGGGGUGCCCCAGGCCUUGGUAAUUAUCAGUGCUGGGCAGGCCACUGAUGAUUUCAGUGAGGGUGAAAGGGCACUAAAGCAAGCCAACGUGUACACCUUUGGUGUUGCCAUUGGCGAGUCAGCUACUGCCGAGCUGCAGGGUAUCGCGUCCGACAGAAACUUUGUUCUAUCUGCCCCAGAUGUCAGAACAUUGGCAAAUAUGGGUGAUCAGCUGCUUCCAUUUAUUAAGGGGGUGGCCCAGCGCAGCAUUGUGGCAGAGACUGAAUUCACAGAAGCCUUGGCUGUUUCGAAGAGGGAUAUAAUAUUUCUCAUUGACAGCAGCAUGGGCGCCACCUUCGUCAAUGCAGUGCGUGAUUUCAUCAGAAAAUUCAUUGACACUAUGCCAAUUGGACCUGCUGAAGUGCAAAUUGGAGUGACUAUGUUUUCCAACACCCCAAGGCUUGAGAUUGACCUGAACUCAUAUGACUCGAAGGAAUCCCUGAUCUCAGCACUUGCACGAAUUAAACCUAGACCAUCACCUGAUGUCAACAUUGGUGCUGCCCUGGAAUUUGUCAGGACCAACAUGCUUACACCUGAAAAAGGCAGUCGCAUCCAAGAUGGAGUGCCACAGCUUGUGCUGCUGUUAACCAGCAAAAAGUCCAAAGACGGUGUCCAACAACCAGCUGAGGCCCUGCAACGAAUGGGUGUUCUGACCAUGGCGGCUGGCUCCAAGGCGGCUGAUGAAGCUGAGCUUAAGCAGAUCGCUUUCGAUGAGAGCCUGGUCUUUAUGCUGAAGGACUUCCGUAUUUUACUGCGCAACCCCAGACUGAUUGUAUCUCCACUUUCUACACUUUCAGGUGUUGUUGUGACAGAAGGACCAACUGAACCAGAAAUUGAAAUAACAACUAUUCAGACCCAGAAAGUAGUCAGGGACUUUGUCUUCUUGGUCGAUGGAUCCAACUAUGUUGGAAAUGCUAACCUGCCUGCUGUGCGAGACUUCAUCUCCAGCAUAGUCAACCGGCUAGAUGUGCGGCCUGAACGAGUGCGCAUUGGAUUGAUUCAGUUUGCUGAGAGACCAAGAACAGUAUUCUAUCUGAAUACUCACAGCACCAAACAAGAUGUGCUUGCUAGCAUAGCUCAGUUACAACUAAUUGGUGGAAACGUAUUGCGCACUGGAGCAGCACUUCAGUUUGCUCUCGCCAACCACUUCCAAGAUUCAGCUGGUUCUCGAGGAAGUCAGGGGGUCCAACAAGUACUGGUACUGAUCACUGGAGGUCAAUCUCAAGAUGAAGUGAAGAGAGUUGCAGACCAAGUAGCACUGGCUGGAGUCCUAACCUUUGCUGUUGGAGCUGGCCAGGCAGCAGAGACUGAACUGAGGACAGUUGCCUUUGUUCCAAAUCUGGCAUACUAUGAACAGAGCUUUGCAACGUUGCCAACAGUUGUUGAACAAAUGAUGACACCACUCAUCACUGUUGUAGGCGAGCCUUCAGUUCCUGAAGUCACUUCAACCCCAGAUGGUGAAAGGGACGUUGCUUUUUUGAUAGAUGGCUCUGAUGAUGUUAGAAGAGACUUUGGGUACAUCCGUGACUUUAUAAUCAAAGUCAUUGAGCCGCUUGAUGUUAGUUUUGAUAAAGUGCGUGUUGCCGUUGUCCAGCACAGUGACAGACCAUCUCCUAAUUUCUACCUAAACACGUACAAAACCAAAGAAGAAGUCUUGACGGCUAUCAGAGGGCUUUCCCCAGCUGGCGGCAGGAGUCUGAAUACUGGAGCUGCUUUAAAGUUCAUGAAAGACACGAUUUUGUCUUCAGCCUAUGGCAGUAGAGCAUCUCAGAAUGUCGCUCAGUUUUUGAUUGUUCUGACCGGAGGGAAAUCAAGGGAUAGUGUUAAGGAACCUGCUCGUGACCUAAAGACUGAAGGAGUGGUACCUUUUGGUGUUGGAGUGAAAAAUGCAGAUCCCAAGCAGAUUGAGGACAUCUCUCACAAUCCAUCAUUUGCCUUCACUGUAAAGGAAUUCAGUCAGCUUGACACAGUCCAGCAAAAGCUAAACAGCUAUGUGAGUCUACCAAAGGCACAACUGGAGGUUGUUCUCAAGGAAGUUGAAUUAGAUGCAGCACAGAGAGACGUUGUGAUUCUACUGGACGGGUCUGAUAACACUAGGGAUGGAUUUCCACUCAUGUGUCUGUUUGUUCAAAGAAUGGUGGAUAAACUUAAUAUUGGAGAUAGCAGAGACCGUGUGUCUGUGGUCCAGUACAGCACACAGGCACAGGUCCAUUUCCUCCUAAAUACACACUUCUUAAAGCAAGAUGUCUUCAAUUCAAUCAAAAGCCUGCAGCACCAAGGAGGAAGUCACCUUAACAUUGGGGCAGCUCUUGAUUUUAUUAAAAACCAUGUCUUUAUUACUUCUUCUGGAAGUAGAUACUUAGAGGGUGUUCCUCAGAUUCUUAUUCUGGUAACUGGAGGGAGGUCCCAAGAUGAUGUUCGAGGUCCAGCAGCAGCACUAAAACAAGAAAAAAUUGUGCCAUUCUGUGUUGGGACUCAAACUGCAGACAUUGUUCAGCUUCAGAUGAUAUCACACACUCCCAGUCACACUUUUACUGUACCUCAGUUUGAUGGCCUCCAAAAUAUUGAGCAGGAACUUAUGUCAUAUGUGAAAAGAGUACCUCGUCAGCCAAAGAGGUUGCGACCAACUACAUUAGCAGAUUCUGGGAAAAGAGAUGUUGUGCUUUUAAUUGAUGGCUCAGACAAUACAAGGAGAAGUUUCUCAAGUGUGCAAAAGUUUGUUCAGUUAUUGGCAGAGAGACUGAACAUAGGGAACAACAGGGAUCAGAUGUCUGUGGUCCAGUAUGGUGACACUGCAACUGUUGAUUUCUUUUUGAAUACGCAUUCAUCAAGAGAGGAGGUUACUGACAGUGUAAAACGAUUGAGGCAUAAAGGUGGAAGAUCCCUUUAUAUUGGAGCAGCCCUACAAUAUGUGAAUGACAAUGUGUUCACCGUCCUAUCAGGAAGCAGACAUUUAGAGCGUGUACCACAGAUUUUGGUUCUGCUGAGUACUGGACGGUCUAGGGAUGAUGUUAGAGGCCCAGUCAAAGUCCUGAAAGAAAAAGGUGUUAUUUCACUAAGUAUUGGUACAACAAAUGCUGAUACCCUUGAAUUACAAACCGUAUCCCACCAACCAAAUAAUUUUUUCGUUGCUAACUUCGAGGAACUUUCCACAAUUUCUGAGGAUGUUUUGUCUUUCAUCAAAGGGGUAUCAAUAAAACAAGUUCCAACCAUGAUUCCUCCAGGUUUUGAAUCUGACAAAAAAGAUGUGGCAUUUCUUGUGGAUGGAUCUGAUGACUCUAGAAAUGGCUUUGAAGCAAUCCGUGGUUUUGUCCAAAAGGUUAUUGAAAACCUCAAAAUAGAGGAAAAUGGUGACAGGGUUGCCUUGGUCCAGUACAGUCAGGAUACUACUGCCAACUUUUAUCUCAACUCAUAUUCAAACAAGAAUGAUGUAAUGAGUUCAGUACGGUCUGUGAAGCAUAAAGGAGGAAGGCCACAGAACAGUGGUUCUGCUCUCCGGUUUAUUAGAGACUAUAUAUUCACUCCAUCAUCAGGAGGAAGACAUCAAGAGGGUAUACCUCAGAUACUGUACAUGUUUUGUGGUGACCGAUCAAAUGAUGAUAUCAGAGGUGUGUCGCAGGCAUUAAGGGAGAAGGGAAUAAAAAUAUUUACCAUUGGGACAACAAACGCUGAUACUUUGGAGUUACAGACUAUGUCCUCUACACCAGCGCAUGCCUUCUCCAUCACUGACUUUAACUACCUUGACAACAUUUACCAAAGUGUUGCCAAUGUUGUGCAUGGAAGUGAAGAAAUUCAAGAGCAGUUUUUAACAUCAGAGGGCAAAAAGCAAAAUAAACAUGACAUAGUAUUCCUUUUGGAUGGUUCAGAUGGCACUAGGGAUUCUUUCCCUGCAAUGCGUGACUUUGUGCAAAGAAUGGUGGACAGGCUGAACGUGUCAGACAGGAGAGACCAUGUGUCGGUAGUCCAGUUCAGCAGAGAGCCAGAAGCCCAUUUCUAUCUUAACACGUACACAACAAAGGAGAGCGUUCUCAACACUGUUAGAGGUCUACGGCACAGAGGGGGGCGACCCCUCAAUACAGGAGCAGCUCUCCAGUAUGUGAGAGACAACGUCUUCACUGCCUCUGCCGGAAGCAGACGUCUAGAGGGUGUGCCUCAGUUACUGAUUUUGUUGAGUGGCGGAAGGUCAUUUGAUAACAUUGACAUGCCAGCCUCUUCCCUGAAGGAGCUUGGAGUCUUGACCUUCGCCGUAGGAUCAAGGGGCUCCGAUAGUAGAGAAUUGCAGAAGAUCUCAUAUGACCCUAGUUCUGCACUCUCAGUGACAGACUUUGCUAAUCUCCCCACUGUGCAAGAGCAGCUUUUCUCCAGAAUUAACACCGUACACGAAGAGACCAAAACUGUCUCUCCAACCCAGAUAGUUGAGCCUGAUGCACAAAGGAGAGAUGUUGUUUUCCUGCUGGAUGGGUCAGAUGGCACACGCAGUGGGUUCCCUGCGAUGAAGGACUUUGUGCUAAGAGUGAUGGAGAAGUUGAAUGUGGCUGAGGACAAAGACCGUGUUUCUGUAGUCCAGUUCAGCAGAGAUCCUGAGACACAUUUCAAUCUAAACACAUACACAAGAAAGGAUGACGUAGUGGACACGGUUAGAGUUCUGAAGCACAAAGGAGGAAGACCCCUGAACACAGGGGCGGCUCUCAAGUACGUUAGAGACAAUGUCUUCACUGCCUCCUCAGGCAGCAGACGACUAGAGGGUGUGCCACAAAUACUGAUCCUUCUGAGUGGCGCAAGGUCAUUUGACAAUGUUGAUGUCCCGGCCUCUGCUCUGAAAGAUCUGGGAGUCUUGAUAUUCACAAUAGGAUCACGAGGCUCCGACAGCAGAGAACUGCAGAAGAUUUCACAUGAGCCUAAAUACGCUCUGUCUGUGUCAGAUUUCAUUGAGCUCCCAAAUGUCCAAGAGCAGCUUGUCAACACUGUAGAGGCUGUUUCCGUUCCCAUCACUCCAGCAUCACCAACUCCUACUGCUGAUUUUGACAUCAGCAGAAAGGAUGUUGUCUUCCUGCUGGAUGGUUCAGAUGGCACUAGGAAUGGAUUCCCAGCCAUGCUUGACUUUGUACAAAAAGUAGUUGAAAAACUCAACGUUGAGGAGAGCAGGGACCGCGUUUCAGUGGUGCAGUACAGUAGAGAUCCUGAGGCCCAUUUCUAUCUAAAUACUUACUCAGAAGAGACAGACGUCCUCGACACCAUCAAGACUCUAAGGCACAGAGGUGGCAGACCCCUCAACACUGGGUCAGCUCUUCAGUAUGUGAGAGACAAUGUCUUCACUUCCUCUGCUGGCAGUAGAAGUCAACAGGGUGUCCCUCAGAUUCUCAUUUUGCUCAGUGGAUCAAGGUCAAACGAUAAUGUCGAUACACCUGCCUCUGCUUUGAAAGAAAGUGGGGUCUUGAUUCUUGGUGUUGGCACCAGGAAUUCGAGCAGAGAGAUUCAGAGAAUUGUCAGUGAUCCUUCAUAUGCUCAGUCUAUUUCUGAGAUCUCUGACCUUCCCGCUGUCCAGCAGCAGUUUUUGUCCACUCUCGCAAGCACAGUUUCAUAUGUGACGCCGGUGAAACCUACAGUCAUAGUGGAAGGAAGAAUGACCAGGAGGGAUGUAGUGUUCCUUUUGGAUGGCUCAGAUGGCACUAGGGAUUCUUUCCCUGCAAUGCGUUACUUUGUGCAAAGAAUGGUGGACAGGUUGAAUGUGUCAGACAGGAGAGACCGUGUGUCGGUAGUCCAGUUCAGCAGAGAGCCAUUGGCCCAUUUCUAUCUUAACACGUACACAACAAAGGAGAGCGUUCUCAACACUGUUAGAGGUCUACGGCACAGAGGGGGGCGACCCCUCAAUACAGGAGCAGCUCUCCAGUAUGUGAGAGACAACGUCUUCACUGCCUCUUCCGGAAGCAGACGUCUAGAGGGUGUGCCUCAGUUACUGAUUUUGUUGAGUGGCGGAAGGUCGUUUGAUAACAUUGACAUGCCAGCCUCUUCCCUGAAGCAGCUUGGAGUCUUGACCUUCGCCGUAGGAUCAAGGGGCUCCGAUAGUAGAGAAUUGCAGAAGAUCUCAUAUGACCCUAGUUCUGCACUCUCAGUGACAGACUUUGCUAAUCUCCCCACUGUCCAAGAGCAGCUUUUCUCCAGAAUUAACACCGUACGCGAAGAGACCAAAACUGUCUCUCCAACCCAGAUAGUUGAGCCUGAAGCACAAAGGAGAGAUGUUGUUUUCCUGCUGGAUGGGUCAGAUGGCACACGCAGUGGGUUCCCUGCGAUGAAGGACUUUGUGCUAAGAGUGAUGGAGAAGUUGAAUGUGGCUGAGGACAAAGACCGUGUUUCUGUAGUCCAGUUCAGCAGAGAUCCUGAGACACAUUUCUAUCUAAACACGUACACAAGAAAGGAUGACAUAGUGGACACGGUUAGAGCUCUGAGGCACAAAGGAGGAAGACCCCUGAACACGGGGGCGGCUCUCCAGUACGUUAGAGACAAUGUCUUCACUGCCUCCUCAGGCAGCAGACGACUAGAGGGUGUGCCACAAAUACUGAUCCUUCUGAGUGGCGCAAGGUCAUUUGACAAUGUUGAUGUCCCGGCCUCUGCUCUGAAAGAUCUGGGAGUCUUGAUAUUCACAAUAGGAUCACGAGGCUCCGACAGCAGAGAACUGCAGAAGAUUUCACAUGAGCCUAAAUACGCUCUGUCUGUGUCAGAUUUCACUGAGCUCCCAAAUGUCCAAGAGCAGCUUGUCAACACUGUAGAGGCUGUUUCUGUUCCCAUCACUCCGGCAUCACCAACUCCUACUGUUGAUUUUGACAUCAGCAGAAAGGAUGUUGUCUUCCUGCUGGAUGGUUCAGAUGGCACUAGGAAUGGAUUCCCAGCCAUGCUUGACUUUGUACAAAAAGUAGUUGAAAAACUCAAUGUUGAGGAGAACAGGGACCGUGUUUCAGUGGUGCAGUACAGUAGAGAUCCUGAGACCCAUUUCUAUCUAAAUACUUACUCGGAAGAGACAGACGUCCUCGACACCAUCAAGACUCUAAGGCACAGAGGUGGCAGACCCCUCAACACUGGGUCAGCUCUUCAGUAUGUGAGAGACAAGGUCUUCACUUCCUCUGCUGGCAGUAGAAGUCAACAGGGUGUCCCUCAGAUUCUCAUUUUGCUCAGUGGAUCAAGGUCAAACGAUAAUGUUGAUACACCUGCCUCUGCUUUGAAAGAAAGUGGGGUCUUGAUUCUUGGUGUUGGCACCAGGAAUUCGAGCAGAGAGAUUCAGAGAAUUGUCAGUGAUCCUUCAUAUGCUCAGUCUAUUUCUGAGAUCUCUGACCUUCCCGCUGUCCAGCAGCAGUUUUUGUCCACUCUCGCAAGCACAGUUUCAUAUGUGACGCCGGUGAAACCUACAGUCAUAGCGGAAAGAAGAAUGACCAGGAGAGAUGUAGUGUUCCUUUUGGAUGGUUCAGAUGGCACUAGGGAUUCUUUCCCUGCAAUGCGUGACUUUGUGCAAAGAAUGGUGGACAGGUUGAACGUGUCAGACAGGAGAGACCGUGUGUCGGUAGUCCAGUUCAGCAGAGAGCCAGAGGCCCAUUUCUAUCUUAACACGUACACAACAAAGGAGAGCGUUCUCAACACUGUUAGAGGUCUACGGCACAGAGGGGGGCGACCCCUCAAUACAGGAGCAGCUCUCCAGUAUGUGAGAGACAACGUCUUCACUGCCUCUUCCGGAAGCAGACGUCUAGAGGGUGUGCCUCAGUUACUGAUUUUGUUGAGUGGCGGAAGGUCGUUUGAUAACAUUGACAUGCCAGCCUCUUCCCUGAAGGAGCUUGGAGUCUUGACCUUCGCCGUAGGAUCAAGGGGCUCCGAUAGUAGAGAAUUGCAGAAGAUCUCAUAUGACCCUAGUUCUGCACUCUCAGUGACAGACUUUGCUAAUCUCCCCACUGUCCAAGAGCAGCUUUUCUCCAGAAUUAACACCGUACGCGAAGAGACCAAAACUGUCUCUCCAACCCAGAUAGGUAAGACAAACCGAGUAUUAAUCCAUGUCACUCAGUCUUUUACGGGCCUGAUUUUCUUCAAAGCUGUUCCAAAUUCUCCCUGGUAUAUAGAGAAGUCCAGAAAUGAAAAUGUAUGUAGCAUGCAAAUCAUGGUGAUGUAAUGAAAGGCUACUCUUUUUAUGAUCAGUGCAAA
Molecule: messenger RNA, 8884 nt
Organism: Pygocentrus nattereri (red-bellied piranha)
Lineage: Eukaryota; Metazoa; Chordata; Actinopteri; Characiformes; Serrasalmidae
Product: collagen alpha-3(VI) chain-like
Exons: 16
Coding region: 243-8852 (2869 amino acids)
Source: RefSeq, a predicted model, not a curated record